Molecule: messenger RNA, 767 nt
Organism: Eurytemora carolleeae
Lineage: Eukaryota; Metazoa; Arthropoda; Copepoda; Calanoida; Temoridae
Product: transmembrane protein 223
Exons: 9
Coding region: 7-651 (214 amino acids)
Cellular component (GO): mitochondrion
Source: RefSeq, a predicted model, not a curated record
GAGAAAAUGUUGUGGAACUGCGUAACUAAACCAUUAUUUGGAUUAACACUAAAACAGAGUGUACGAAGAUACUUUAAACCCAAACAGAAGGAAGCAUUUUUUGAUGUGGAAGGUGUUGUUAACAAGGAUAUCACGCUUUUUAGAUAUGAGGAUUUGAAGAAGGUAAGACUGAAGAAUAUGCUUGGAAUGAGUAUGCUGCCACUCUGGGCAUACUUGGGUUACUUUGCGUUUACAUUAAGGAGUAAAUUAGAGCCUUUUCGUGAAGAAGUGAAUAAUAAUGUUAGAUAUAACUUCCUACUCGAUAAUGUUACAAAGGCAAGUGUGGGUGUUGGGGCUGGAUUUUUCUUGUUUGGUGCAGGUUUAACAUCUUACUGGAUGCUUAGAACUAUGAAUACAGUCAGGAAACUUGUCUUAAGAAAAGGUGGAAAGUAUGUUGGUAUUCAAACCUAUGGUCUUCUAGGGAAGAAUGAUGGGUUUAUGAAUGUCCCUGUGGUUCACUGUAGCGGGAUUCAGCAUAAAUUUUACGGAAAACAUCGAUUCUUUCUCAAGGUUCGAGAUCACAGUUUUAAAUAUUCCUUUAACCUCGAGGACGGAAUAUUCAGCAACCGACCUCUAUUCGAUCGAACCGUCGGCAUCUCAAGAACUAUUUGAUCAGACCUGAUCAAUCAUAACUCAAUCCUGCAAAAAUAAAGAAUACUUGCAAUGUUAUUCAUACAGAUGAACCCGAUGUAAUUAGAUUUUGUUUGAAAAUGAUAAUUCCAGAAAAA